This is a messenger RNA of Phacochoerus africanus (Common warthog), 1748 nucleotides long. It is a transcript of the gene RHBDD2, whose product is annotated as rhomboid domain containing 2. The transcript has 5 exons. Lineage: Eukaryota; Metazoa; Chordata; Mammalia; Artiodactyla; Suidae. Gene Ontology annotation, molecular function: serine-type endopeptidase activity. Gene Ontology annotation, cellular component: membrane. The record is from RefSeq and is a predicted model, not a curated record. The coding region runs from base 533 to 1204 and encodes 223 amino acids.
CCACUAUGGAAGGAGAGGUCAGGAUUACAGCCGAGGAGACGGGCACAAAGAGUGUUAAGUGACACCCACUCAAUCCACCUGAAGCUGUUACAAUUAAUUAACCCUCACACUGCCCGGUGAGAUAGUCACUGAUAAGACUUGCUCCAGGUCUGGGAAAGAGCAAAGAUGAGACAUUCAGGCCUCUCCUUUGAGUCCCGGGUCCUUCACUGUUGCCUCCUACUGCUUCUCCCACUGGCUCCGGGCUGAUUUUCACUGGCAGUGGGAGCCAGCUCCUCCCCGUUUCCUAGUUUACAGGCUGGUGACCUACAUCUUUGUCUACGAGAACCCCGUCUCCCUGCUCUGCGGCGCUAUCAUCAUCUGGCGCUUUGCUGGCAAUUUUGAGAGAACCGUGGGCACCGUCCGCCACUGCUUCUUCACCGUGAUCUUCGCCCUCUGCUCUGCCAUCAUCUUCCUGUCCUUUGAAGCUGUGUCGAAGCUGUCGAAGCUGGGGGAGGUGGAGGACGCCAGAGGCUUCACCCCGGUGGCUUUUGCCAUGCUGGGCGUCAACUCCGUCCGCGCUCGGAUGAGGCGGGCCCUGGUGUUUGGCAUGGUGGUGCCCUCGAUGCUGGUGCCGUGGCUCCUGCUCUGUGCCUCCUGGCUCAUUCCCCAGACCUCUUUCCUCAGCAACGUCUGUGGACUUGGAAUCGGGCUGGCGUACGGCCUCACGUACUGCUACUCCCUCGACCUGCCGGAGCAUGUGGCCCUGAAGCUCGACCAGAAGUUCCCCUUCAGCCUGAUGAGGAGGAUUUCGCUGUUCAAGUACAUCUCAGGCUCUUCGGCCGAGAGAAGGGCAGCCCACAGCCGGAGGCUGAACCCUGUGCCCGGCUCCUACCCCACACAGAGCGGCCACCCUCACCUGCCCCCGAACCACCCUGUCGCCCAGAUGCAGCAUGCCAGUGGCCAGAAACUCGCGUCCUGGCCAGCCUGCGCUCCUGGGCACAUGCCCAGCCUGCCUCCAUACCAGCCUGCCUCCGGCCUGUGCUACGUGCAAAACCAUUUUGGCACAACCCCUAACUCCUCCGGUGUCUACCCGGCUUCCGCGGGUGCCUCCCUGGGGGUGCAGCCCCCCGCCCCCCUCAACUGCCCCGGCACGGUGUAUUCCGGGGCCCUGGCCACUCCAGCGGCCGCCGGCUCCAAGGAGUGCUCUAGGGUCCUGAUCCCCUGAGACAGAGUUUCUAGGGAAGUGGUCUCCCGUCUCAGCCUUCUGAGGAAGGUCCUCUGUGAGCUCCGAUUUUCUUGACAGAAAGUUCUUUACCAAACACCUCGAUGUGCAGGCUCUGCGUUGAGUAUUUUGAUCCGUGUCCCUAUUUCAGUCUCAUUCGUCCUCAUGACAGCUCUGUGAAAUACAGCUUGUCGUCCCCAGUUCACAGAUGCAGACAGCAACGCGCCCUGUGACGACACGAGGUCGCAUGGCUCAGUGGUGGCGCUGCCCCCGCAGCUCCCGCACAGGAGGGCCUUGGCUGUGGGCGGCAGGUGCGGCCGACCGUUUCCCUCCUGUCCUUGUAAUAGUGCGCUUGGGUGUUCGUGUCCGCGUGUCCGUGUGCCCUGCAGGAGUCCCCGGGCCUGUGCCGUGUUCCUCCCCAGCAGCGACCCCCACCCCCACCCCGACCCAGACUUCUGCCCCGGGAAGUGGCGAGACGGGCCUGCGCCCAGCAGUGUGCUGGCGGGUCCACGGUGUUGAUAACCUUUGUAUAAACACGCAGCCUCCA